This is a messenger RNA of Thelazia callipaeda (thelaziosis nematode), 942 nucleotides long. Lineage: Eukaryota; Metazoa; Nematoda; Chromadorea; Rhabditida; Thelaziidae. The record is from the annotation of a GenBank genome assembly.
AUGCCAUUACUUAUUGGUGCCAGUGGUUUAUCAGCACUGUUUCUGUUUCAGUGGAAAAAUUGUCCGUUUGAAGAACUACUGCUGCUUGCAAGAUCGCACGCGAUACCAUCCAAGAUGGCUGAAACCAACAACAAGCCGGGGGGCGAACAUCAACUUUCAAAAACUGACAGGCCCUUAAAUGAUGAAAACCACAUUGACGGCAAGAAGAUCGUUGCGCGUCACAUCCGAGGAACUGUCAAGUUUAACGUCAAAAACGGCUAUGGGUUUAUUAACCGCGCAGAUACAGGUGAUGACAUAUUUGUGCAUCAAACAGCUGUCGCCAAAAAUAAUCCAGAGAAGUAUCUAAGAUCACUGGGCGAUGGGGAAAAUGUUGAGUUUGAUGUUGUUGAGGGACAAAAAGGUCCAGAAGCCGCAAAUGUCACUGGUCCUAAUGGCAGCAAUGUAGAGGGCUCGAAAUAUGCUGCCUACAGAUACAGGGGAUCUAUUAAUCGUGGUAAAAAACGAGGAUAUCGUCGACGAUAUUAUACUUCUGGCUACCAGCCACGUAGAGGAGGUUCAAGAAGAGCCAAUUCUGAAGGAGAUUUAGCUGAUGGAGAGAAUGGUGAAAAUGAGAAUGAAGAGGUGAGAAGGCAAGGCCGCGGAGGAUUCCGUUCCAGUCGUGGGCGUGACCGUUUUCGCAGUCGAGGACGUGGCCGUGGAGGGCAGCGUCGUCGUGCAUCUGAAGGUGAUCAGCAGGAUCCCGUAUCAGGGAACCAACAAAUAGAUGAAACUACAUCGCGAAGAACUGGUCGUGGACGUGGUCGUGGAGGUAGAGGCCGCCGUGGAGUUCGUAACAUGGAUGCUUUGAAUGGUGAACCGGGAACUAAUUUACGUGCUGCAAAUAGUGGAAGUAAAGAAAGUGAGCGUUCAGUGUCAGACAUGAAAUCGCCUUCUGACCAUUAA